Molecule: messenger RNA, 1665 nt
Organism: Aspergillus bombycis
Lineage: Eukaryota; Fungi; Ascomycota; Eurotiomycetes; Eurotiales; Aspergillaceae
Product: MFS drug transporter
Exons: 4
Coding region: 1-1665 (554 amino acids)
Biological process (GO): transmembrane transport
Molecular function (GO): transmembrane transporter activity
Source: RefSeq, a predicted model, not a curated record
AUGACCGAGCAAAAGGAAGUGGCCGUAGAGCAAGACGCCAAGGCCCUCGAGGCCGGUGCGCCUUCACGAGCACCAAAUGACCAGACCAUGGAGCAGCUGGAUAUAUUCGAAGCCCCCAAAAUCCGCACCAAGCUGCGUAUCACCGCCAUAAUACUCGCUCUUCAUCUCGUCCUCUUCGUAGGAGCACUCGAUCAGACUAUUGUUGCGACUUCAAUCCCUACAAUAUCGGCGGCUCUGCACUCCGCUGCAGGCUAUACAUGGAUUGGAGGUGCAUAUCUGCUAGCCAACGCCGCCACAGCGCCCAUGUGGGCCAAAUUUAGCGACAUCUGGGGCCGCAAGCCGGUUCUUCUCGGGGCGGUAGUAAUCUUCGCCAUCGCAAGUAUAAUCGCAGCACUGAGCAAGAACAUGGAGAUGCUAAUUGCUGCGCGAGCGCUGCAAGGCGCAGCUGGCGGAGGUCUGAUGCAAUUAGUGAUGAUGGGGUUCACUUGGGCACUUGCUGGCUCAGCCGGUCCGCUGAUCGGCGGAGCAUUCACGGAGCUUGUUUCCUGGCGGUGGUGCUUCUGGAUCAACCUACCCGUCUGCGGGCUCUCUUUCACACUCCUCCUGCUUUUCCUGGAUGUGCACAACCCCCGCACAAAGCUACGCGAAGGCAUCGUGGCCGUUGACUGGCUCGGCACGCUCUGCAUUCUAGCCGUGACGCUGCUACUACUCUUGGGAUUGGACUUCGGCGGCGCGAUCUUCCCCUGGAGCAGCCCGAAAGUCAUCUGUCUGAUCGUGUUCGGAACAGCCAUGAUCGGCUUCUUCGUGUUCAGCGAGAAACGACUAGCCAAGUACCCGCUAAUGCCUCUCGGCAUCUUCAGCAGCUGGUCCAACAACGCCAUCAUCCUCGUCGCCUUUGCGCACAGCAUGGUCUCCAUCGGCGUGGAGUUCUACCUCCCGCUGUACCUGCAGAGCGUCAAGCAGGCCUCACCCCUCCGCAGCGGUAUCCUGAUCAUUCCCAUGAUGGUCACCGAAGCAGCCGUGGACAUCCUCGCCGGAAUCGCGAUCUCUCGGACAGGCCGCUACAGAGAAAUCACCUGGGCCGGGUUAGCACUCAUGACGUUGGGAACAGGACUCUAUAUCAACCUCGGAAUCAACACAUCGGUGGCAAGCAUCGUGGGGUUCGAGAUCAUCGGCGGGAUCGGCACCGCGCUUUUAUUCCAAACGCCCGUCAUCGCUAUCCAGAAUACCGUUAGUCAGGCAGAUACCGCCUCCGCCACGGCGACGAUGGGUUUUAUCCGCAAUCUGGCGACAUCUUUGUCCAUCGUCCUCGGUGGGGUUAUAUUCCAGAAUGGUAUGAAUGCUCGCCAUUCAUCGCUUGUGGCCACUGGUCUCAGUGUAUCCGUCCUCGAUGCCUUGUCCGGUGAUCAAGCGGCGGCAAAUGUCGACAUCGUCAAGGCUAUCCAGGAUGCCGCGCACCGUCGGGCAGCGCAGGGUGCUUAUGCCUGGAGUCUACGGAAUAUAUUCAUUAUGUACACGGGCGUGGCGGCUGUUGGGUUAGUGGCGGGGGCGUUUAUCAAGCAGCGACAUAUGAUGAUAGGAAUAGCUGUGGAUGAUUUUGGCGAGGAGUACCGCUCCGGUGGCCUUUGCAAGGGGAAUCGGUAUUCCAGUGUAGAUCCCCGUUGA